Rubroshorea leprosula is the source of this 398-nucleotide messenger RNA. Lineage: Eukaryota; Viridiplantae; Streptophyta; Magnoliopsida; Malvales; Dipterocarpaceae. The record is from the annotation of a GenBank genome assembly.
AUUCCUCAACGCCUAAAACCCUGAGCAAGCUAAGCUCAGGUUAACGCCGGGAACAAGUUACAAGACAAUGGCUGAGAAAGAAGGGAAGGAGGAAAAGAAGGAAUUUUCCAUAUGGGAUUUGCCGGAUGUGCCGAUGGGCAAGCUGCCACCACACCUUGAGCUCCAAAGAACGCGCGUUGUCUGCAACGCCGAUGCCCCAAUCCAUGUAUUUCUCUCUUACUCUUUUCACUUUCCCAAUUUCUAAAGUAACUUUUAUGCUAGUAUGAGCUUCUGUCAAGUGAAACGCUGUAGAAGAUUAGAAGCAAAACCAUUCAGAUUGCCUUAUGUAUAUGUUUCUCAUGUUGGAUCACUCAUGCUUCUUAAAUAUGCAUUUUUUUCAAGAAAUAAUUCCAUUCUUU